Messenger RNA from Tetrahymena thermophila SB210, 651 nucleotides. Its product is annotated as transmembrane protein, putative. Lineage: Eukaryota; Ciliophora; Oligohymenophorea; Hymenostomatida; Tetrahymenidae. The record is from RefSeq and is a predicted model, not a curated record. The transcript has 4 exons.
AUGGAAUUCGUGUGCUGGCUCUGGACAUAUGAUAAAAGAUGGAUGUUCGAUAAGGCUGUAGAUUAAAUGGAAAAGAUAUGGAUUGUUCCUUUGAUUGCCAAUAUUUUGCUUUUGGGAAUGAUUAUUAACUCUCUAUAUAUAGAUGAACUUGUUAACGACCCUUGCAUUUUAAAGCAUGGGUACAAAUUUUGGCUGCAAAUACAAUCAGUGAUCUUGUGCGUAUCUUGCAUUAAUAUAAUUAUCUUGUACUUUAAGAUCAUUUAGAUUGAGAAAAAGAAAGAAAGACAGCUCGAGACCCUAAACGCCAAGUCAAGAAUCAGCCCUAAAAAAUUUGGUUAUUGGUAAAAAAAUUAUCUAUACCCAUGGAUUCGCUAAAAGGGAUUACUUUCAGGCGCUGGAUUUAGUGUGUUGAUACUAGGCUUACUAAAUUUAGUUUGGGUUGUUACUGGAUUUAGAAGAUACUAUUAUAACCACUCUUACACAUGCGCAAGAAGCUUUUAAAAUACUCUUUAUGCCAAUAUUAUAAUUCCUUUAGUAGCUCUUAUUCCUUUUAUAUUUACAUUAAUUACAAGCUUCCUGAUUAAGGUUCUGUCUUUAAUAUUCUCAUGGCUUAUGCCCGAAAUUUUUAUUAGACUUAAGAAGAGCAUGUGA